Messenger RNA from Xyrauchen texanus (razorback sucker), 5195 nucleotides. RefSeq lists its product as uncharacterized. Gene Ontology annotation, biological process: regulation of transcription by RNA polymerase II. Bases 1123 to 4320 code for a protein of 1065 amino acids. NCBI's taxonomy places the organism in Eukaryota, Metazoa, Chordata, Actinopteri, Cypriniformes, Catostomidae. The transcript is spliced from 7 exons. The record is from RefSeq and is a predicted model, not a curated record. Gene Ontology annotation, molecular function: RNA polymerase II cis-regulatory region sequence-specific DNA binding; protein binding; DNA-binding transcription factor activity, RNA polymerase II-specific.
GUUAGGUUGACGAAUGGAAACCAACAUAGGACUACGAUUUAAAAAAUUGGAUUAUUUGAUCAUCUGACUGGGUUUAACAUUACAAGAACGGACACGGAGCACGUUCAGGGGAUACCGCGGAUUAUAUUGUUGAUUUUUGAGCCCGCCGUUUCACGUUUGGAUGGGUUUCGCACAUAGGUCGCGCGACAGAUUAGCCGCGGCGUGUUGAGACCGAGUUCAAGAAAUCACAAGUUGCACGCGAGAGAGGAAGACCCGUCCGCUCGAUUGUUACUGUUGCCCGCGUAGAGAUUUGGAUACUUUCAAUGGAUCUCCUGUUAUGACGUAGUUGGCGUUUCGGUGUUUAUUGAUAAAUUGUUGCCUCAAGUGUAUACAUCUGAAGAAAGAGGCCCCCGAAUUAUCUGUCUAAAUAAUAAUUUAAUAUUAAUGACUGGCAUCCACUGCAUAUUUGACAGAGUGAGCGGAUUGAAGACAUUUGUCUGACCACGAUUGUUUAUGUGAUUGUGUAUAGUUCAGUUUCACAGGACAACCAGGCAGUUUUAUGAAACAACUUUAGAAUACCAUCCAUGUCCCACAUUUUUAUCUCAUUAUUUAUUUAAAUUAUUCUCAACUGUCGGGAUAGACUGAUGGCUUUUGAUUGUGGAGGUGGUUGUUCUGUUUAAAAUCAAUAUUUCACAUGUAUUAUUUGUAAUCUUUCAUGUUUUGAAUGUGUUGAAAAUGUCUGGCACAUCACAAGCACCAAAGAUGAUGGACUUAAUUGAAAAAUACUUGAGCUGCUCCUCCAAUGAUUUUUAAUAGCAUCCUGGACUUCUGAUACCACUUGAAACUGUUUUAAUUAUUGUUGGUUGUUAUUAUCAUUAUCAUAAUAUUGUUGAAUAGGCUUUACUCCUUAAAUAUCCGAAUUGGAGAUUUGUAGUGUGUCCUGCAUGGCUUUUGAAUCUUUGUGAAUUUUGUAGAUAAUAAAAACUUAAUAGAUACUUUAAGAGCGUCCCUGAUUUCAGAAGCGUUUUAAUGUCGGUGGUUGAACACAAGGUGAAAGGUUCUGCUUUUUACAUAGGGGAGGGACACUAUCAUAAACAAUCUGCACUGGAAGUAAAGUUGUCUUGAGAAAGAAAUCCGGUGAAAAUGGCCAGUGAAUGCACCAAUAACACUCCGUAUGGUACUGAUGACACCUUACGCACUACUAAACUCCCAGCGCGCGAGCAGCGGGAACGCGAAGAGAUGUGUGUGAACAGCGGAUGCGCGUCCGUCACAUCUUCUGCCUUCGAAGUAAUCGGCGAAUCUCUUUACCGCAAGAAAUUAGAGAAGGGGUUUGUCCAGUACCGGGAGGUGCUGGCAGAACACAAGCGGCCCCAGUCCAUAGCAGCCUUCCACGAGAAGAGACCGGGCAAGUCGCACCAUACCCUGGAUGACACGUACAGACUGGUGGCCGAGCACUAUUGGUGGGAAGGAAUGUACUUUCAGGUCAGAGACUUUGUCCUUGGUUGUGAGGAAUGCCAACGUAGACCGUCUGAAAUAUCGGAGUGUUCAGAUGUGGAGCUUAUCUCCAGGAUGGUGAAAUCACAUAGUCAUGAAGUCUUAAGAAAGCUGAAUGGUCAGCGGGAGGCAGGGCUCUUCUGUGACAUUACACUGAAAACUGCAGGUGGCCAGUCUUUUGUUGCCCACAAGGCGGUCCUUGCGGCGGUGAGCGAGUACUUUCAGGAGUUAUUUACUGAAACGGACUCCAGCACUAACCCUCAGUCGCAUGUUGACCUCACAGGUUUUAGUGAGCAGAGCUUGCUUGCUUUACUUGAGUUCUCUUACACUUCGACCCUAAAUCUGAAUCUGGACAGCUUGACAGAGGUUUGUGCCAUGGCCCAUCAUCUACGCAUGUGGCCCGCCCUUGAGGCCUGCUCGGCUAUCAAAAAAGAGCGAGAGACAUAUCAGCCAUGUUCCAAAAUGCACAGUACUGCUGGUGAACCAAAUUAUUCAAUGUCUGGGCCUUUCAGGAGAGACGAUAUUUCAACUACAGGAGGGAAAUUGGGAUUCAAGAGGAGGAGAGUGAUUGAGGAAGGAGAAAGCUCUGGGUCUUCAUGGAAAACCCAAGCGCAGUACAGAGAGCACAUUGGUGAUAAGGUGUCAAAUGAAUCUGAAACCGAAACCACAAACCCUCAGCUCCAAUGCCAAGACCCAUCCAGUUUUCAUGUUGAGAAAAAUGGCUUUCCAUGCAGCCCAAACCGUAGAAUGAAACUUAUGGACUUCAAGUCUCCAUCCGGCAAGAGAAUGCCAUCAUCUCGGCCCACAACUUCAGUCAUCUCAUCAUCUUCUUGCACCUCUACUCGUUCUUCCUCUCCAUCACGUCGCCUGCUUCGUUCCUCACCUGGCGCUGCCCUUGCUUUGCGCAGACUCCUGCCCAGAAUUGACCUCUCCACCAAGAGAAAGAAGAAGUCAUCUUCCUACCGGACAUACAAGAACCAUUCUGAAUUCUCAGUGACUACGUCCAAAUCUCAGGCAACCUCUUUGACUCAUUUAACCUCAGUAAAGAUAAAAAAGGAGGAUAUGGAAGAAGAGGUAUGUAACACAGUUUAUCAGGAUGAAGUGUACAGCCCCCGUGCUCAGGAGAAAUACCGUCUUCUUAGUUUCCUUGGCUUGCAGAGGAAAUCUCUCGUUCCUGGUCCAGAGGAACUAUCUGGCUGGGGUCAGAAAAAACGGCUUAGGAAAUCAAAAGUCAGUGAUUAUUCGCUCACAGCCCGACGUAAACCCCGUGCACAAGGAGUCACAUUGGGUUUUGGAACCAGUUUAGGAGCACUUGCAGCAGUUAGUCCUUCUCUGUCCCUCUGUGACAUGAGCAGAAUGGACUUACUGAACAAACCAGGGAAAGUAGAGCCCCAAGAAUAUUGGAAACAAGAAAGGUCCAAAAGGAAAAGACAGGAUUCUGCAGGGCAAGCUGUACAACAAAGUGCAAGGACUACACGUAGCAGGGCUUUGCUGCAGAAAGACUCCAGUUUAGCUACCGAUAAGCAACCUUUCAGAAGUCACCAAAGAAAUAAAGACAAAAUGCAACACCAGCCUGCAAGAAGUGGUAGGCUGCCAGAACUUGAAGGCUGUGCCACUCCGAAAAUAACUAUUCCAAGGAUAAAACAUGAAUCUUCUGAUAAUGCCAUCCUACCACCUAUUCACCAUCGCAAUGCUGCCUACCACCUCCAAGGAAUACAAACUCAUAAAGCAACAGGACAAGCACGCAGGGGUCACCCACCAGCAGAUCGCACAGUAAGGCUAGCCACAACAAAGUCGCAGCACACAAAGCGGUACAAAUCUGGCAGUCCCACAACCGAGAAACCUAAAAGUUCAAAACAAAUUGGAAGCAAAAAAAAAUGCAACUAUGCCACAGGAAUGGCACAAACAAAGCACAGCAGAACUGAAAGAGGAACACUGGUGAAGGGGAACAAAAAGAUGAUAGAAAAUGUAAAAAGAAAAGGGAGCCUUGAAAUUCAAUACGGUGCCAUGAACUGGGAUACCAACCACCAGCAUCUUCAUAGUCAUCCCCUUUAUAAAACCAUAAAGGAAGAGCCAGCUGACCCCAUGCCCCUAACCCAGCCAUACCCAGCCAGCGAUCUCUCAGACCUGGGUAAGCGUCAGAGCAAACCACCGAUCAAACUGUUGGAUCAAGGUUUCCUCUUUGGCUUUUGUCGGCCACCAAGUGGCAUCAAACGGGAGGAGGAGAGUGUGGACAUCUGCCUGACUAGGUCUGUCUCCCAUGGAAGAAGUUCCCAUGGAGAUUCAUCACCUGAAAUGGCAAAAAAAGAUCGGGUGAGGGCCAGGAUUUUGCCAGAUCGAACUGGUCUAAAUGGGCCUCAUUGGGCUGGACUGGGCAACAGACCGACACCCUUUUCUCAAAGGAUUGCUGUUCGAGUGAAGACCGAGAGGGAUGAAACAAGUGUAUCUCAAAGGUUAAAAGUAAGCAGAGUCCCUAGACACCCCCAGGCCAGCAAGAGGAGCUGUAAGGUCAAGAAAGAACCAACCAAGACAAAGAAUGUAAAUAAGCUGCUUCCUUUGAGCAGUCGCCGUUCUGUCCUAUUGGAAUCUAUCCGACAAGCAUGUCUCAAACAGCAGAAGGGUCCUCAAGUUCAGGCCUCCAGUGGAGCACAUGCUUGCCUGCAGUGCAAGGCCUCCUACAGGGACUGUGAUGCACUCAUCAUGCACCGUAUCAGGCACACUGAAGGCAAACACUGGCCCUGCCCGUUGUGCAGUAAAACUUUCUUCAGACAGAGAAAUGUGAGGAAUCACAUAAGGACACAUAAUCCCAAACUCUACAAAUGCCACCAGUGCAUUGCUACUCACUGAGGUGAAAAGCCACAGGAUAAAAAAUGAAGAGGAGAAAAGCUUUGAUUCUUGGAAUAUGAAUGCUGUAAAUACCAAAAUUCUGUGUAUGACCGUGAUGUUCAAUUUAUUAAUGUAAAUAAUAUCCCAAUGGUUUAAAUUAUGUCUUUUCCAUUACAAUAAUAGUUGUUGUUAUUUGAGUAACUAAGCUGAAGUUACUUUGCAGUUGAACCAGAACUUGAAUAAGUGGUGUUUUUUUUUUCUCAGGGGGUGGAGCCUGAUGGUCAUAGUGAUAUAUUUAUAAGAAAAAUUGUGUAGAAUGCUUUAAAUUUGUUACUACGAUUGUUAUGAUUAUUUUUUAUAAAUGGUAUAAUCUUGAGUGCACUUAAUGUUAGCUUUGUUUUAAAACCUAAGAAAGAUGCGGUGGACUGGGAUGUACUUGAAUGAUUGUUGGAGUGGAGCUGAUGGACUACCCUUUAUUUGUGGUUGUCUGGCAAUAUAUAUAUAUAUAUAUAUAUAUUUUUUUUUUUUUAAAGAUUACAGAAAUUUGAGUCGAGUUUUUAAAUGAAAGCUGGGUAAACGAAAGCUUAUAGCAGUCAUGAAACCAUUAACCUGCAUUGAUGAAAUGCCAUUAUUUGGAUGUAUACAAUUUAGUGAAUAUAUUUUUGUUUGACUACAGUCUUUUAGAUAAGGGAAUCCCAACAUGUCUAAUGUGACUUUUUCCCCCUCCUUUGGAUAAUACCUUGUCAAACAUUUUAUGUAUAACUUUCUUUAAAAUACAAUGCAAUUAACUCGUAUGAAGAAGUUUUAAAUGUUGAGGUGUGUUUUGUCUGAAAACACAAAUUUAAAAUGUAGAAUGACCAAAUAGCCAUAAAAAUAAAUUUUGCAUUUUAAAUCUG